Cokeromyces recurvatus is the source of this 1060-nucleotide messenger RNA. Its product is annotated as GPR1/FUN34/yaaH family-domain-containing protein. The record is from RefSeq and is a predicted model, not a curated record. Lineage: Eukaryota; Fungi; Mucoromycota; Mucoromycetes; Mucorales; Mucoraceae. Bases 101 to 760 code for a protein of 219 amino acids. Gene Ontology annotation, molecular function: acetate transmembrane transporter activity. Gene Ontology annotation, cellular component: plasma membrane. The transcript is spliced from 2 exons.
UUUUUUUUUUUUCUAUUUUUUAUUUGGAUAUAAAAACCCUCCAAGUUCAGAAAAAUCAAAUUCCCCCACAUUUUCAAAUUUCUUUUUUCUUUUAUUAAAUAUGUCUACUGAUAUUCAAGACGUUGAAUCAAAGUAUCAAAUUGCUCAUACUACUCCUCCUCCUGUUAUAGCAACAUCUACCAUUGCUAAUCCAGGUCCUUUAGGUCUUUGUGGUUUCGCUUUAACUACAUUUGUUUUAUCUCUUCAUAAUGCAGGUGCAGGUAUUAAACCAGAUGGUCCUCAUGGUGUCGUUACUGGACUUGCUUUCUUUUAUGGUGGUCUUGUUCAGCUUUUAGCUGGUAUGUGGGAGUUCAAGACAGGAAAUACUUUUGGUGCAACUGCCUUUUCUAGUUAUGGUGGAUUUUGGUUAUCUUUUGGUUUAAUGUUCAUUCCUGGUGCUGCUGUGAAAUCAAGUUAUAAUAAUGACGACGCUCUUUAUGCUAAAUCAGUCGGCUAUUAUUUAUUAGGUUGGACUAUAUUUACUGGUAUCAUGUUGAUUGCUUCUCAUCGUUCUAAUGUCGGUCUUAUCUCUUUGUUCUUCUUUUUGUUUAUUACUUUUAUUAUGUUAACAGCAGGUAAACUGAAUUCAUCAGAACCUUGUACUGUUGCUGGUGGUGCUCUUGGUAUUGUUACGGCGUUUAUUGCCUGGUAUAAUGCUUUAUCAGGUCUAUUAACAAAGCAAUCUUCUUACUUUACUUUACCCAUUGGUCGUAUCAAUUAGAAGUAAUGAUACUUAUUUCUUAUACCAAUCUAUUUCUAUAGUUACAAACUUUUGUAGGAAAACCAAAAAAAAUCAUUUUAUAUAUGAUGAUGGUUUUUUUUUUUUCUUUUUGAACUUUAAUUAUUAUUAUAAUAUUUUUUUAUUUUUUUUUUAAUAAUAUUAUUCCCUUAUUUACUUUCUAAUAAAUUUUUAUAAUUCAUUUAUCCCUAAUAAAUAAUAAUGAUUUUAUUCUAUUCAUGGCUUGUCAUUUCUAUUAUAAAAAUACAAUAAGCUUUUUUUUUACACUAAACUUUCUCUCCU